Messenger RNA from Hydra vulgaris (swiftwater hydra), 2595 nucleotides. Lineage: Eukaryota; Metazoa; Cnidaria; Hydrozoa; Anthoathecata; Hydridae. The record is from RefSeq and is a predicted model, not a curated record.
UUUUUAUAAAAUUUUAUCAUUUUAAAAUUUUAUAAAUGUUUAUCAUUAGAAAUACAGAGCUGGAAUGCACAGUUAUGUGAAUAAAGUUCAAAAUAAUUUUAAAAAAUGGCAAAGUAUUUUCCUUCUAUUGAAGAAGAGCAUGUUAAGUUUGUUUGGAAAAGUGAGCCCAUAAAAGAAAAGCGAUCUGUUUUCUACAAUUCUUGUUUGAUAAAUGAUCAUUUAAUAAACAUUGGCGAUAGUGUGCUUGUCAAACAAAGUGAUGGAGGGUUUGCUGUUGGUGUAUUAAUAAAGUUGUUCGAGGAUCUUAGUGAAAAUCCUUUUAGAGCAAAGUUAAAGUGGUAUUAUAAAUACUCAGAAAUACCCAAAAAAAUACGAGCUGCUUGGGAAUUGCAAGGAAAUAAAGAACUAGGUGAACAUGAGUUGUUUGAAAUUUCAGAAGAUUCAAUGUUGUCACCAUAUGAAGAAAUAGAUGCAGAAACCAUUUACAAAUCUUGCGAUGUUCAAAUUGUGCCAUCUGAUUUCUCAUUGCAAGGAAAUGAUAGUACAAAAUAUUAUAUAAGAUAUAAGUUGACUAAAACAGGUUUAGUAAGUAUAAUUAAUACUGUAAACCAACAAAAAAACUUAUCAUCAACAAAAUUGAAUCAAUCACUUAAGCUGAAAAAUAAAUCUGGUGGAGCUGAAAAAGUUUCAAGUCCAGACAAGUUAAAAAGUUCCUGUAAUAUUUCCUUGAAAACACCUGUUAUAGAUAUGGGAUGUAAAGUUAAAAAAAGAACACUUAUCAAUGACAAAGGAUGUUAUGUUGAUAAAAAUAAAGAAACACACAAAAUGUCUCCUAAUAAGAAAGCUACAGAUUCUUUAUUCAAAAAUAUUUUGAUAGAAAAAAAUAGGAGUAAAAAGGCAGGAAAAAAACUUUACACUACUGAAGACGUUAUUAAUAAUGUUAACAAUUCAGAUGACAAUGAAGUAUUGAGUGAAAUAUCUGAAAGUGACAGCAGCUCAGUUUGCUCUACUAAACAACAAAGUACUGAUGUUUUAAUUGCUAGCAAUAGUUUUCAACAAGACAAUACAAAAUUAAACUUAACCAAAAAUAGUGAUUUUAGACAAAUGAGCUCUAGACCUAGAAGAACGUUUACUUCAAUAAGUGAAAAAGUUACAAAUGUGUCUUCUUUAAAAAAAGAUGUGGCAAAUAAAAGUUUGUUAUUGGACAAUACAAUUGAGCUUUCUAGUUCCAAGUCAAAUAAAAAAGUAAAAUUGAGUAAUAAUAAACAGAUUAAAAAUAAAACUAAUAUCACAUUUGAUUUGUCAUCUUGUGAUAGUGAUGAAGAUUUUGAUGUUGAAAGUGAGGAUACAGAGAGCGAUGAAAAAAACAACAAUUUACAAAAAAGUCAUAAAAAGAAGAUUGGUAAGCAAACUAAAAACACUCCUGGCAGUUUUAAAAAAGUUCUUAAAAGUCAAGGAUUAGCUUCAACUCCUCUUUUAAGCGAAAGAAGUAAACCUCUUCUGGAUGCUAAGACCCCACUAGAAAAAGCAAGGAAAAGACUUCAUGUAUCUGCUGUUUGUAUGUAUAUAUCUGGUGUCCCAGGAACUGGAAAGACAGCAACUGUGCAUGAAGUUAUUCGAAGAUUGAAAUCAGAUUAUUCUGAUAUGGUUCCAUGUUUUAAAUUUAUUGAAAUUAAUGGAAUGAAACUAACCAAUCCUAACCAGGCUUAUAGUGCGAUACUAAAAUUACUAACUGGUCAGAAAGCAACUCCAGAUCAUGCCGCAUCACUAUUAGAAAAAAAAUUUUGCAAUCCUGAACCUAAAAAAGACCAUGUUGUUAUUUUAGUUGAUGAAUUGGAUUUGUUAUGGACUCGUAAGCAAAAUGUCAUGUAUAACUUGUUUGAUUGGCCAGCCAGACAGCAUUCACGUCUUGUCAUUCUUGCUGUUGCCAACACUAUGGAUUUACCAGAAAGAGUAAUGAUGAAUCGUGUUUCAAGUCGAUUAGGGUUGACUCGAAUUACUUUUCAACCUUAUAACUUUAAGCAACUGCAAGAAAUUGUUCUUUCAAGAAUUACUGGCAUUGAAGCAUUUGAAGAGCAUGCAUUGCAGUUAGUUGCUCGAAAGGUAGCUGCAGUUUCUGGAGAUGCCCGUCGUUGCCUCGAUAUUUGUAGACGAGCAGUAGAAAUUGCUGAGAUGUCUAAUGAGAAAAAAAAUCCUUUAAAAGGAAUUGUUGGAAUGAAACAUGUUGAAAUAGCUCUUAAAGAAAUGUUUUCAUCUCCAAAGAUUUUGGCUCUUCAGAGUCUUUCUACAAUGGAAGUUUUAUUUAUGAAAGCAGUUAUUAGCGAGUUUCGCAGAACAGGUUUAGAAGAAGCUCUCUUUUUUGAGGUGUUUGAGCAAUUUCGUUCACAUUGUCAAAUUGAAGGUUUUUUUACUCCAAAUGCAUCUGAAGCAUUUGCAAUAUGUUCUAGUUUAAAUGCUUGCAAGUUUCUUUUGGUUGAACCUGGAUAUAAAGACAUUUACCAAAGAAUUCGUCUUAAUGUCAAUAAAGAUGAUGUUAUGUUUGCAUUUAAAUGUAGCGAGAACAAAUAAAUUUCUAUGCACAUUUUAGAUUUUUAA